Messenger RNA from Corapipo altera (White-ruffed manakin), 3193 nucleotides. RefSeq names its product family with sequence similarity 149 member B1 (gene FAM149B1). The transcript has 15 exons. Lineage: Eukaryota; Metazoa; Chordata; Aves; Passeriformes; Pipridae. The record is from RefSeq and is a predicted model, not a curated record. Bases 71 to 1846 code for a protein of 591 amino acids. Gene Ontology annotation, biological process: cilium assembly; protein localization to cilium.
AUCGCGGCGCGGCCGCGCUCCGCCCCCGCGGGAGGAGCGGCGCGAUGGCGGCGGGGCGGCGGCGCUGAGGAUGAUAUCGCGAUACGCGCGCAAACCGGUGCAGCCACAAGGACUCCCAAAACAUGCCCUGAGGCAUCACCCCCUGCCAGAGCCAGGAGUUCAGGUGUGCUCAGCCACACCCAGGGCUGAAAACCACGGCCACGUCUCCAGGGAGUCAGAAAUCCGGAGGGAAUCAGCUGAUCAUGGGAAUGCAGGGUCUGCCAGUGAGAGCUGUGCUGACACCUCCACUGAGGACAGCUCAGUCUUCUCUUGGGGCUAUGAUGAAUUUGAUAAAGCUGCCACACAACAAGUUCAGCAGAUGUUCAGACAAAUUGAUGAGCUUCUCUAUGAGCAGAAAGAAAAUGAGCAUGUGGAGGGACUGUGGGAGGAAUGCCAGCAGUGGACAUCCAGCUUUCCUCAUCUCAGGGUUGUGGGGAGGCAGGUGGUGGUGCCCACGGAUGAAGGGUAUGGAUGGUUCUCCAGUUCCCCUGCGGGCAGUCGGGCUCCCUCAGGUGUAAGUUCACCUCCAGAGCAGGAUGCUGAUGAAUUUAGUGUUUUUGGCAAGAAGGUCCCUCUUUUUGUUACUCCUGCUCACAAAAAGGCCGACCCUUCCCAGUCUCCGACCUUGUGUUCCUCAGAGAGUGACGAAGGGGAAGAGGAAAUAAUUCUCUCCGAAGGCAUAGUGGAGGAAUAUUUGGCAUUUGACUGCAGAGAUGUGGAGGAGGAGCUGCAGGAGAGGAAAAGGGGCCUGUCCUCUGGCAGACAGAAACUGGGCUUUCCUCCCAUCUCCCCAUAUUCCUGCACCAAGGAUUCCGUGCUCACCUUCGUGUUUGAUGACGUGUGGAGUGAGGUCCUGGGCUGCAUGGAGGAGCUGAUCUGCAGGCACUGGGAAGGGUCAGCCUCUGAUGAUGAGAAAAAUAUCAUAACAGUGGAAACACUCAGGGCAGGUGCCAGAAGCCCUUUGCAGCUCGAUCCUCUGCCAGCCUUGUUACCUCGUGUGCCACAGGCGAAAAUGCCCUCGGUGACCUCAAAUCUGUGCCCAAAACCCAGAUGUGGCCGCAAAAGCAAAAAGAGAAGAAAAACACCUCAAGUCAGUCUCUCUCAAGGGUCAAGUAGUGGCUCUCAGCAUAAUCUGAAUGGCUUGAUGGUGAUCCACGGGAUCCAGUUACACCAAAGGAACCUGCCUGUAGUGGAGAAAACACUGGACCUGGAUGACAGACGGCCGGGUUCCAGCUCCAUCCUCUCCAUCAGAACGUGGCCAAAUCGUGCUCUGGAGCUCAGCACAUCCUCCCUGUCCCGCUCCACGAGGAGGAGGAACCCCCCUCCCCGGACCCUGCACCCCAUCUCGGGCAGCCAGCCCCGCACCGGGACCCCGCGCUCCGGGGACGCCGCUCGGCUUCUGACUGCACAGGAGCAGCUGACCUCCCCCUCCCCAGUGCUGCUGAACCGAAAUCACCCCCUGCCCCCUAUUGCCACCUCCAGCGUGGCAGAGCGUGGGAGCACCACAGGAUCCCAGAGGCAAAUGAAACCUCGAGGGAGCUCAAGUCGUGCUCACAGUGUAACGACACAAGAAGAUGCUCACCAGCAGCUCCAGGAGCAGCUCCUCCUGCCUGAUCCUUUCUCCAGGCCUAACACAACCAACACAUCCUUGCCAGAUUCCCAGCGCCGCCGUUCCUGCACCGUUCUGGAGCACAGUAAUCAAUCCUGGACAAGCAGAGCACCAGCAGGUUCAGGUCUCCUCCCACGUGGUUCUGUGAAAGGCCACAGUCGAAGUGGAUCAGGCACAAAAAGCAAACAGGGGUUCUGAGGUGCCAUGGGGAAGUGUCCAAUCCAUCCAUCCAUCCAGCUCUGCAGAGUCAUCAGCCACCUCUCAUUCCCAGCAAGGUCAACGUUGUUUACAGAGAGUUUUCAAACACCCUUCCUCACAAAUAGUUAUUUUUAUAUAAACCUAAGCAGCAGCUGCCAAAGAUUAGAAGGGGUACACUUAAACAUUCCAUUUUCUACCAGUAGAGAAAGUGAUACUCCAGUGGAAGGGUGAAGGUACUCCAGGAAAGCCUAACUCCUAGGAAACCCAGCAAACACUCAGCCACUGCUGUGUUCCUGGGAGGUUCGUGAUGGGUCCAUGUCCUUACAAGGCAGGUACUGCAGAACCUGCUCAUUUUUUCAUUAGCUCCACAGAAGGUUGCCCAGGCCUUCCACAGAAGUAGUAAUGUAAAUUUUUUUAAGCUGUAUUUAUAUAUUCAAAUACGUUUAAAGCAAUAUUGUACUAGGAAAAGCAAGCACUGCACUCGAUUCUGCUUCUACAGCUCAGCUUAGGCAGGUGCUGGAUCCUGCAGUAGUUGCAGCAGGUGUCUGGACACAGGUGUGUAGGACUAAGGCAGCAAAGCAGGUGAACUGACAGCUCCACAGGCAGCAACCACUGCCUCCUCCCGAGUUAUUUAACCUUACACCUCUUCCUCAGUGACUGAAGAAGGGUUAGCAGCCAACAAGAAGCCUCUCACUACAAGCAGUUUCACACACUACUGCAAGAAAAUACACUUGUCUUCCUGGUGAGAUACUUUAUGGUGAUUUCAGAGAAUGGCUCAGUCUCUCCCUUUCUAAAAUACUUGAAAUUACACAAGAUUUCUGCUCUCCCCAAGCCACAGAUGCACUGGAGCUUUUAGCAGCUGUGUCUGCACCGUGUGACAGACCUGGAGGAGGUGUUUGCUGCAGCUGCCCUUGUGGCUCCAGAUAAGACAAAAAACCCCAUGAAGUACAGGCUUCUCAAAACAAGUGGUUAGUUGAAAGUCUUACUCCCAAACAGACCAAAGUGUAAAAACAAGGUGAGGAUAAUCACUGGCUGUACUCCGACAAACUCAGGACACUGCACAAAAACAGUUGUUGCUUUCUAGUCCUAUUCAAGAGCACUUCUUUUCCUAAUUUCUUUGUUGUUCUUCAAAUUACUGUUCAUAAUGGACAAAAACUUGUCAGUGUUCUUUAGGAAGUAUCUCCCCUAUCUCCCCACUCCAAGUUAUGUUACCUACAGAGCAGCUAAUAAUUUUUAAUCAAUAAUGAAGAUCUUGAGUCCAGUUGAUCCAAGCAUGCUUUCAUCAAGAACAGGGAACUGUGCAAAUGUAACUCGGUUAACCUGUCUUUGCAUUUCCAGAAGGUAAAA